Oreochromis niloticus (Nile tilapia) is the source of this 1516-nucleotide messenger RNA. Its product is annotated as nuclear factor 7, brain-like. Gene Ontology annotation, molecular function: zinc ion binding; protein binding. The record is from RefSeq and is a predicted model, not a curated record. NCBI's taxonomy places the organism in Eukaryota, Metazoa, Chordata, Actinopteri, Cichliformes, Cichlidae. The transcript has a single exon. Bases 28 to 1455 code for a protein of 475 amino acids.
GGUGAGUUAAUAAUACUUAAAGAUCAAAUGGCUGACAAACUCGGACUUGUUGAAAAUUUCCUGAGCUGCCAUGUGUGUUCAGAGACUUUCAGAGAUCCUGUGUCUCUGAGCUGCAACCACAGCUUCUGUUCAAGCUGCCUGCAGAAAUUCUGGGAACAAGCUAAAAACAAAAACUGUCCCAUUUGUAAAAGAAAAUCUUCAAAGGAUGAACCAUGCAUGAAUUUUGCUCUCAAAGAACUUGCUGACUCCUUUGCUAAGAGACACAGUGAGAGCUCACCUGAGACAGAAAAAGAAAAGGAGGAAGAGAAGGAGGAGGUGGUGUGUGAUAUACAUCCAGACAUCCCUUACUGGUACUGUGAGGAUGAAGAUAGAGCUGUGUGUCCUGUGUGUGAGUUUUCUCUCCACCAGAGUCACAAAGUGGUUCCUGUAGAAGAAGCAGUCAGUGACCUGAAGGAGCAGCUGAAAUCUGACUUAAAGUCUCUGCAGGACAAGAGGAACAAAUACAAACAAGUGGAGGAAACAUACAAUGAAAUGAGGGAACACAUGAAGAAGCAGCUGUUGUCCACAGAGAGGCAGAUCAGAGCAGAGUUCAAGAAGCUCCAGCAGUUCCUGAAAGAGGAAGAGGAGUCCAGACUGGCAGCUCUGAGGGAGGAAGAGGAGCAGAAGGGGAGGACUAUCAGCAGAGAGAUGAAGAUGAUUGAGGAGCAGAUCUCCUCUUUGUCAGACAGCAUCUGUGCUGCUGAAGAAGAGCUGCAGAAACACAGCGUGCCAUUCCUCAGCAGUUAUAAAGACACUCAGAGCAGAGCCAGAGCCCAGAGCUCAGUGUCAGAUCCACAGCUGGUCUCAGGAGCACUGAUAGAUGUGGCCAAACACCUGGGCAACCUGUCCUUCAGAGUGUGGGAGAAGAUGAAGGAGAAGGUCCACUUCAGUCCUGUCAUUCUGGACCCAAACACUGCAAAAGCCUCUCUCUAUCUGUCUGAUGAUCUGACCAGUGUGAGACAUGGAGACACAAAGCAGCAGCUUUCUGAUAAUCCAGAGAGAAACACUAAGUAUCAUACUGUUUUUGGUUCUGAGGGCUUCAGCUCAGGGAAACACAGCUGGGAGGUGGAAGUGGGAGACCAUCUGCGCUGGAAUGUGGGUUUAGUUAAAGAGUCAGUUGACAGGAAGGGAAAGCGUUUUGCUUCACCAAAAUAUGGAAUCUGGUGUUUAUGGCACAAAAGUGGAGAAUACACUAAUGGUGCCGGUCAGACUGUGACAGUGAAGAAGAGUCUCCAGAGGAUCAGAGUCCAGCUGGACUAUGACAGGGGGGAGGUGUCCUUCUAUGACCCCGAGGACAUGACUCACAUCUACACUCACAGAGAAACUUUCACUGAGAAACUCUUCCCAUAUUUUAAUAUUGGUAAGGCAGGAGACGCCAAAACCUCUGAUAUCAAAAUCUGUCAGACUGAGAUUUGAUUGUAAAGUGAUUUUUUAUUUUAACUGUUUUUUCAGUACAGCAUCAGGUUAAUUUUAGGGA